GCUGCUGUCUUUCAUGGACACUUCUCUCUCGCUUUCUUUCUCUCUGUAGUCUGUAGGGUGGUUCAGGUGUUUUGUUUUCCUUCUGUUUCUUGGAAUAAUGGAAGAAAUCUGGGAUCCAUUAGCUCCCAAAGUCCCCAGCAUUGCUCGGGGUAUGAGGAUACUUCUGGUGGAUAGCGACACGACAUCGCUGAUGUUCAUGGCUUCGAUUCUGGAGUCUCAUUCCUACAAAGGCAAAGCCAAGAAUUACAUGAAUUUAUUUCUGCUGUUUUCUGAUUAUCUUCAUUCAUCUGCUUUUAAUCUUUUAGAACUUUUCUGAUUCUGAUAUUUUGAUACUAUUGUAUUUCUUUUAGUCAUGCAACAGUCGGAAUUUGUACAAGUCUGGUUUUUCUUCUACCUUUCCCUUACACAUGGUUGUGGUUGGAUGGUUUCUUGUGUUGCUAGUUUGAGGAGUUUGUCUUGAUUGCACUCUCAUGGUGUUGAUGAUAUGGUGAUCAGAAUUUGGGCUUUACAUGUCUGAUUUUUUUAUUUUUUUCCCACGAUCUUCUCUAUUUUGUAGAGUUUUUAUCUCUGAAAUGAAUCUGGUACAGUUAUGAUCCAGUGGUCCGCAUGUUGUUUUCCUUGAUACAGAAUUAUUUGCAAGUGAUCUCCCAAGAUCAAUGUUCUUUGAAACUAUGAUAUAUAAUCGGGUGCAAUCUCUUCUUGUUUCAGUUACAACCAUUGAACUCUCCUCUAUUGCAAUGUCCAUAUACGCGGAGCGGAAGGACGAAUUUGAUGUGGUUAUGGCAAAUGUACACCUGCAUAAUAUAACCGACCUUGAGUUUGUCCAAGAAAUACUCAAGAAGAAUAACACGCCCAUCAUCUUGAUGUCCUCUGCGGGUGUCAUGGCUCUUCGGGAUCAAGCCCCACUUGUAGGGGCAUGUCACUUCUAUGAGAAACCCGUUUCUAGCAGCCAACUCAGAGAAGUAUGGCAGCACGUGUAUAGGGAGAGGCUAUCGAAAGAAGAAGGCCGAGGAAAAAAGGUCAAUAAUGGGAAUGAAACUGAACGUGUGAAGAAGGUAGAGGUGCCCGUGACCAGGAAAUGUGUAGGCAUUCAGAUCAGAGAGGGGGGCACCGGCUCAAGUACUCCCCAUAGAAAUGAAUUCCAGGCCAGCGAUCCGAAGGAUAAGAACAAGCAAGUCGUAGGGGAAGUUGGUUCAGGCCAUCAUGGGGAUGCACAAGCUACAGAAACUGAACAAUUGAGGACAAUGGCAGCUGACCAAAACCAAAGAUGCGGGGAGAGAAAGAGAGCCAACGAUGAUGAUGAUGACAAGGGAGGAAGAAGGAAGAACAAAAGGAGAAUCAACCGUAAACAUUCGCCUUCCAAGGCUGGGAGAGAAAAGAACCAAAAUUAUAGGUCCUCUGAGAAAAAGCAAUCCAUGCGGUGGACUAGAGAGCUUCAUUUCAAGUUCAUAGCAGCCAUCAGUAAACUGGGUGAAGCUAAGGCCAACCCAAAAGCAAUACGGGACUUGAUGAAUGUUCCUAAUUUGAGCCUACGCCAGAUUGGUCACCAGCUGGAGAAAUACAAAGCUCAAGUCCAGAUCAUCAUGGACACAUGCGUCGAUACUCCACUAUGGGCUCCAUGGUCUCGGAAUGCAUCAACGGCCAAUGUUGGUGGCACAACAGGCGUUCCACAACUACAGAAGCAGCAGGGUGGUUUGGUUAGAACUGAAACUAAUCCACCAUUGCAGCUAUUUCCCCCUGUCUCCCUGCAGCCUGGUUCUCUGAACCUCAAAAUUCCCAACAAUAGAAUUAGACCAGGACAUUUGGGACCUAACGGCUCAGGUCAUGGAAGGCAUCAAGGAUCAAUCCAAAUAAGGGAGAGGGAACCUCUUCCAACUCCUUUCAUGACGAACGACAAGGGAAAAGGGAAACAGGCUCUGGGUUUCCAAGGCUAUAGUACUGCUCCAUAUGUGCCUCCAGUGCACCAUUGGCAAAAUCCAACCCGGCCUCCAACAUUUACCAGAUUAUCUGAGGAGCAACAUUUGAUGGCAGGGGCGAGUUCCUCUGCGAAUCCACCCAAUUCAAACGUUCCUGCUGGCACUAGUUCUACUCUUGCCAGUGCUUCAGCAAAUCAAAAUAUCCCUGGUGGACCACUUGCAGGUCAUGGUGGAUUCGAUGAGAGCGAUGAUCUGGCUUGGUUGACUGAAUGGCUCAGUAGAUCUCUGAAGGAAGAUGAUACAGGUCCUCCAACUUUUGAUUGGUCGGACAUGUAAGGUUUAUGAAGAAUGCAGCACUGACCUGUGUUGAAGAAACCUCCUCCACAGCAUUGCCAGAUUCAGCUGCUGCCGCUCUCCCUCAUGACGCCCUCAAUGAUAAUCAACAGUAACACCGAAUUAAUUCUAUUUUUGUCUUGAGAUAUUUCCUAUAACUUAUAUCCUGUCGCAUGAUGAUUUCUUUCACCAAUUUUCAUCUCUCCCCGUUGCUAUUUUC
Vitis vinifera (wine grape) is the source of this 2469-nucleotide messenger RNA. Its product is annotated as two-component response regulator ARR18. Gene Ontology annotation, molecular function: DNA binding. Lineage: Eukaryota; Viridiplantae; Streptophyta; Magnoliopsida; Vitales; Vitaceae. The coding region runs from base 657 to 2252 and encodes 531 amino acids. The record is from RefSeq and is a predicted model, not a curated record. The transcript is spliced from 4 exons. Gene Ontology annotation, biological process: phosphorelay signal transduction system.